This is a messenger RNA of Asterias rubens (European starfish), 2783 nucleotides long. RefSeq lists its product as uncharacterized. Bases 134 to 2518 code for a protein of 794 amino acids. Gene Ontology annotation, molecular function: protein binding. The transcript has 2 exons. Lineage: Eukaryota; Metazoa; Echinodermata; Asteroidea; Forcipulatida; Asteriidae. The record is from RefSeq and is a predicted model, not a curated record. Gene Ontology annotation, biological process: signal transduction.
AUGAAAUUGCGUACACAACGACUACAGUACUACACACCAAUCGGACCAUUCAGUCUACGCCACCGACUGAGUUAUCAGUGCCCUCCCGGUCUCUGUAUUUUGUUAGCUACGUCAUACUUACAACGUUCAUAGAAUGGCUGCGUCCACCAUGCCCAGAGCAUCACCAUUUGGUCAUUAUCUUCUUCCACUAACGAUGAACAAAGGUCAUAUUAAUGCAAAACAAGCCGAGUAUCACAUCGGAGUGAAGACAAAGUACCUUGACAUUAAGAAACAUCGACCAGAGAGGCAUGCCCUCAGAAACCUCCUUGGAAUACUUCAUUUCCGGCUGGGUAAGUUUGAUGAAUCUUUGGAGUUCUUUGACAAGAUAUUGUCUGACGGGGAAGACCCCAAGAAUUUGAACGCACUGGCAAAUCAGAAGUACAUCUGCGAUAAGUUAUACAGAAUUCCAGAGUCCAGUGACUGUGAAAAGAAGAUAUCUGAGUUGCUACCUGACGACUACCAAAAUGAAGGAGAGGAAAGCCGACUUCGUCGAGCGCGUAGUCUUGCUGAACAAGCCUUCGCCUAUUCGUUUGAUGUUUUCGAUGAGUCAGUGACUACGGAAAGAUACCGAACCUCGGUGAAGCUUUACGAUGAAGCAUUUGAACUUGCAGGAGACUCAUUGGCUCAAGAUGAGAGGGAAGAUUGGAUGACAAGUAAGGGUAUGGCUUGUCAUAAGAUCUUCAAUAAAGUCAAAUGGGACAAGUCACUUAAGGAAGAAGCUCAAACUUGGCUUGGGAAAAUGGCUAAUAUAUUUAUUCAGAUUGUACAAGAAACGGAUGAUAAUAGCUUGGCAAGCGAAGGCUGGCGACAGUUGGGGGAGAUCUUUCAACAGGCAAAGUCACGUUAUUUUAAUCCAAUACAAGUCCCGGAUUCCUUGAAAAUAUAUUUAUGGACGCCAGGUAACUGUUUUAGGAGAGCUCUCCAUUACACACCGAACGAUCCCAGACUUUUGGCUAGAUUCGCCAAUUUCUUGAGAAAGAUCCGUAACAAAGAGGAAGCAUUGGAGACAGUAAGCCAAUCAAUCAAACUGGACGAAUCUGUGUUUAACUAUUUUGCAUACUCAGUUCGUGGACAAAUCUUCCUUCAGGAUUAUGAAAAACAGAAACGUAUGAGUGCAAACCAGUUUGACAAGCUACUCGAAAAUGCUCGAAAUGACUUUGAGAAAGCGUCGACAAUUCAUUCGUCGCCCAUGGACUUGGAAAACUUAGCCCAGGUGUAUUACCACAUGGCAACCGAUUGCCAUGGAAUUGUAGAAGCGGGACAUCGUGAUGAACAGACGUAUCACCAAAAAGCCCUCACUACUUGUGCUAGGGCUGCUGCCUGCCAGGACGGCGAACAACGUUCCCUUGUUCAUAAGGUUCGUGGUCAGUCUCUUUGUGCUUUAGGUGAACAUCAGCAAGCAUUGCGAAGUUUCCAGCGGGCCAUUGAAUGUACAGAUAAUAAGUUUGUAGUUGAGGAUUCCGUGAAAUUGCUUGUUGUUGAAUACGGCCACGUUUUGAAUGACGUGGGUGAAACGCUUUUAAAUCACCAGCCGCUUCUUGCUGACAUGGUCUACUGGCUUCACAAGGCUGCCAAACUUCGUCUCACGAAUCCUCAAUGGAAAUCGGUUUCAAUGAUACCACCAACGAGCCUUACUUCUCAGUGGCAGAGCUUCGUGAAGUUUUGUCAAGACAACGAUUACAUUUGGGAGCUUGAAGAUAUCCAGCAAGCAUCGCGUGAUCCCAGAGAGCGGCGUACUCAACAAAGGCGUACGGUUUCAACAUCGGAUGCAGAAUCAAUGUCCCGUCCAUCCCACGUACGCCAUUCAAAAAGCGUCCCAGAAGAGAGAAGUGGGGCUAGAUUUGAAGACUCUAAUCCGUAUGUUCAGCUCGACCAAUCUGCUACUGAUUCUCUGUCUGUGUUUGAGCUCGAUGGCAACAAAACAUCAUCCAAAGCAAAAGAAGACAAAUCAACGAUGACUCCGAGAACCGGCGAAGAUCAAGUCAGCGACCAAAUAUCCUCAUCUCAAGAAUGGACAACCGAUGAUGCUUCAAAUAAACCCAUCAGAUCAGCACCCGGCGACGCUUUAAACUGCGACUUUACUUAUGACUUCUUCGUCAUACACAGUGACAGUGCCUCCGAGUGGGUUUUUCGAUGCUUGUUGGAGGAACUUGAGGGGCGUGGUCUGAAAGGAUGCAUCAAAGAUCGUGAUUUUAUGCUCGGCCAAACGAAACUUAAAAACUACACAGGUAGCACAGCAAACAGUGCCUGUGUCCUCAUAGUCGUUUCAGAAGACUUCGAAAAGGAUUAUUGGUGUGACCGUGGCAUGCUGAUGGCAUUUGAACAAAGGAAGUUGCUGAUCCCAAUUCUUAGAGAGGACACUGAGCUCCCUGCGCUCCUUAAUCCCCUCACCCAUCUUGAUGCACUUGGAGCUGUGAACUGGGAGAGACUCCAGAAGUGUAUUGAGCAACAAAUAAAGCUGGACGACAUUGCAGCAUAGGACAUAUACAUCAGAUGAUUUUUGAGACGCUGGCAUUCAACUUCUCGUGCCAACUAGAAAACAGGCCAUAUAGCAGUGUGCUCUUACCGUAAAGAUGCAGCUUUUGCGGCGCAGCACAGGUUGGGGACAGGGUGUCGCGCAAUUUUUUUUUUCUGACGUUUGGCGAUGGGACUGAAUAGGGAGGUUUAUAUGCACGUUCCGCGUGAACGUGAACGUCAGAAAAUUGUGUCGCUAAAAUCUCACGUUUUUAGCAAACGUGAAGUUA